Anguilla anguilla (European eel) is the source of this 1875-nucleotide messenger RNA. Its product is annotated as zinc finger and BTB domain-containing protein 26-like. The record is from RefSeq and is a predicted model, not a curated record. Gene Ontology annotation, biological process: regulation of transcription by RNA polymerase II. Lineage: Eukaryota; Metazoa; Chordata; Actinopteri; Anguilliformes; Anguillidae. Bases 189 to 1331 code for a protein of 380 amino acids. The transcript is spliced from 2 exons. Gene Ontology annotation, molecular function: RNA polymerase II cis-regulatory region sequence-specific DNA binding; DNA-binding transcription factor activity, RNA polymerase II-specific; protein binding. Gene Ontology annotation, cellular component: nucleus.
UCAUUAUUCUUUAUGAAGGAAGAGUUUCUCUUGGGGGUUGAAUAGAAGCUAACGCAGUCUGAUACAUCACAAUUUUUAGUCUUCUUACAUUUGCAGGGGUCUUAUAGGCCUAACGAUUCAUUCGCAACUGUUAGGCUACAUAUUUUAAAGCGAAGAACAACCAGACUGCCUUACCAACAGAAUUUAAAAUGACGCCGAGCUCAGACGUUCUUCAGUUCCGGUUCGCAGGCCAUGGUGACACAGUUUUGGAGAAGAUGAACAUUCUGCGGGAGGACCGGCGGUUCUGUGACGUCACUCUCAUCCUUGGCGGGUUCCGUUUCCCGGGACACAGAGUGGUUCUGGCAGCUUCUUCUGCUUUCCUGCGAGACCAGUUCUUGCUGCACGACACCCGGGAGCUACAGGUGUCGGUGCUGCCCAGUGCAGACGUGGGCAGACGCUUGUUGCUCUGCUGCUACACUGGCGUCUUGGAGUUUCCCUUGAGAGAACUGGUCACCUACCUGAUGGCGGCCAGUGCAUUGCAGAUGAGCCAUGUGGUAGAAAAGUGUGAACGAGCUGUCUCCCAGUACUUGGAUCCCACUCUGGCACGACUAAAGCUGGAAAAUAGUCCUGACCCUUAUCCACUGAAAGAAAAAGAGGACCUAAAUGCUGAGUCCCUUGGGGAGCAUGGCCCAGAGGGAGCGGAAUAUGACCUAGACUCCGAGGACAGUGUUCAGAUCAUUCAUACAGAAGCUGCCAACAUGGGCACACUGAGGAUCAAGCAGCAAGACAGUAGCUCAGACUCGCCAACAGGAAGCCCCUCCCACUCCAGGGCAGGUGUGGCAGAUAGCUCCCAAGACCAGGAGUUUGGGGGGGGGGAUGUGUACAUGCUGGCCGCUCAGCACCUCCAGCUACAGGGGGGUGAGUCACCUGGACUCGGGGAGAGCAGCAGGAUGCAGAGGGACGCCCUCGCGGAGCACGACUCCCCGCUCCAGAGGAUCUACUUUUGCAGGAAGUGCGACCGUGUGUUCCAGCAGCUGGAAAACUACGUGGGGCACCUGAAGGAGCAUAAACUCUAUCUGUGUCUUCUGUGUGGGAAGAGCUUCUCUCAGAAGAGCAACCUGACUCGGCACAUCCGCGUGCACACCGGCAUCAAGCCCUUCCAGUGCCCGCUCUGCCACAAAACUUUCUCCCAGAAAGCCACGCUGCAGGACCACCUCAACCUGCACACAGGCAACAAGCCGCACAAGUGCAACUACUGCGCCAUGCACUUCGCUCACAAGCCUGGCCUACGGCGCCACUUAAGGGACAUCCAUGGCAAGAGCAGUCUGGAGAACAUGUUUGAGGAGGUGUGAGCAGCCACAAGGAGGGGGCCCUGAGCCCCAGGCCCUGUUAGGACCUGGGGGGGGGAGUGCGGGUCAUUGUCUCUGUUGUGUGCGUCCUUGAGUACUACUCUGUAGUUACAGUAACAGUAGUAACUAAGCCAUUGACUGAUUGGUCCCUCUGAUCAGCCGCUUUUCCACCGUAGGGCCGAACCGUUACCAGGGCCACUCUGUGCCGUUCCGUGCUGCUCAGUACUCGUGGGAACGGUUACGGUUUCUGUUUCCACCGUCGGGCUGCUAAAACCAGGACUAGGAAAUAUGUAGUGAGGGCAGCAAGUGACGCGGUGGAUCAGCGACGGCAUCCCGUUGUGAAUGUAAUAUGCGCCAGUUGUCGUCUCUCCCCAUACUGUUUUGUUUUUGUUAUGUUAUGUUUCGUUGGCUGACGAAACGGACUAGGAUUCUGUGUAUUUUGGUCUGUUUUUGGUUUUUCUUUUUAGCGUAUCCUCCACUGACCAUCACUGUUGCAUGCAUUCAAAAACUACUAACAAAGCUUACAUUACAGUGUGAAAUAUCCACA